This is a messenger RNA of Candidula unifasciata, 379 nucleotides long. The record is from the annotation of a GenBank genome assembly. NCBI's taxonomy places the organism in Eukaryota, Metazoa, Mollusca, Gastropoda, Stylommatophora, Geomitridae.
GAGGACUGGCGUUGUGUUCAAUGAAAGACUCGCUUCUCAUUUCAAUGCUUGGAACAAAGACUUCACAGAGAGACCUCAACGUCUUUUAAGAAGUAUUGAAAGAUGCAGUGAGUUAGGCUUACUUCAGAGGUGCAAGCGGAUUCCGCUUCGCAAGGCUACAGAAGCAGAGUUAUUAUCCUGCCACACAAAGAAGCACAUUGAACUUCUCAAAGACACAGAGACAAUGAACGAAGAACAGCUGAAAUCAGUAUCUCAGAAGUAUGACUAUAUUUACUUUCAUGAGAAAUCGAAUGAAAAUGCUGUUCUGACUGUUGGAGGGCUUAUUGAUCUUGUAGAUGAAGUUUUGUUUGGUAAGUCGCCAUGGUGUAGAGGAUGCUAG